This is a messenger RNA of Dovyalis caffra, 204 nucleotides long. The record is from the annotation of a GenBank genome assembly. Lineage: Eukaryota; Viridiplantae; Streptophyta; Magnoliopsida; Malpighiales; Salicaceae.
AUCGCGGCGCGUUACGUGUCGAAAGAUUCCAACUCUGUUUUUGGAAGGUUGAAGCUUUCGUGUACAAAGAACGACAAAAAAAAAUCAGAACGUUUUGAUCGUGCUCUGUCUCUUUCGUUAAACUUUGAAUCUGAUUGGCACAAUGCAGUGCGUAAAGGAAGACUACGGCGGCGGUGCCACCAUAAUAGUAAUCAUAGAGAGUGA